Molecule: messenger RNA, 326 nt
Organism: Paramuricea clavata
Lineage: Eukaryota; Metazoa; Cnidaria; Anthozoa; Malacalcyonacea; Plexauridae
Source: the annotation of a GenBank genome assembly
AUGAAUGUUGAUCUUACUCGUGGCUACCUCUUUCGAUCAACCACACCUAAUGGCGGAAUUCAGAAUGUUUCAUUUACAUCGGCAGCUGCAGAGGCUAGAUUCAAGAUCUAUUUGAAAGUCAUGGGUACUGAUGAAGGUGAAACCCUACAUGGUUUUAGAGCUGGUUGUGCUAUCACAUUAGCCAUUACUGGGGCUGAUUUGUGUGAAAUCAUGGGGCAUGUUGGUUGGAAUCGUCGCCACACAGCUCCCUACUAUAUGCAGCUGGCCAAAGUUUUGCGCCCUGAGGGUGUAUCGAAACAUUGGCUGAUCUGGAUGUUAUCAACGUU